Aedes albopictus (Asian tiger mosquito) is the source of this 2821-nucleotide messenger RNA. It is a transcript of the gene Strip, whose product is annotated as striatin-interacting protein 1 homolog. Bases 131 to 2671 code for a protein of 846 amino acids. Gene Ontology annotation, biological process: cytoskeleton organization. Gene Ontology annotation, cellular component: cytosol. The transcript has 11 exons. NCBI's taxonomy places the organism in Eukaryota, Metazoa, Arthropoda, Insecta, Diptera, Culicidae. The record is from RefSeq and is a predicted model, not a curated record.
CAACAAAACGAAAGCAAAAAAAAGACUUCAAUGGACGACGUCGUUUGUGUGUGCGAAAAAAUUUUCCCCGAUCAGGAAAAUCGCUUUUAGCCAGUGAAAUUCGUCCCCAAACGGGACCAAAUCCGCCACCAUGGAAACCUCCGGAGACAUGCUGACGAUCAACAACUUUUUCGAGAACGACAUGCUGGAUUUUGAUGGAAGCAGUGGUUUAGAGUUUCCCGAUUUAGAUUUCGUUUACGCGGACGCCGACUCGCAUGCGAACGAGAUUGCGGAACUGUACAGCUACACCGAGCAGGCCGAGUUCCAGCACAAUGUUAAGGCCUUCGAGGAUCAAAUGGAGUAUUACAAAUUGCCACCGAGCUGGCAGAAACUGUCCGAGUUGGAGCAACGGGGAAUAAUCUUGAAGCUGCUGGAUCAGCUCGACAUGUCCAAGAAGGGUCUUCGGAUGAAAGCGGCCCGCUGUAUUCUGUAUCUGGCGCAAGGAUGCUGGGCCGAAGUGCAGUGCGACCAGGAACAGCAAACUAUUGCUCGUAAAAAUAUAAUGCUGCUGUAUGAUGCGGGUGUUUUCGGAGCAUUUGUAGAGCUAUUGAAUCUGGAGAUUGACAACUCAUCGACUGCCAGUAUUGCCAUUCGUAAGGUUGCCGUUUCACUCGCAGACUCAGUAGAUCUGAGAGUGAUUUUGUCGGUGCUGUACAUUAUUACCGAAGUGAUGCGAGCUGAGAAGGAAAGUGAUUGUGAGGAGUACGCUCAUCUUGUGACCAACUUCAUCAAUGAGAUUACGUAUCCCAUUGGAGAUGAGCUGCUUUCAGUCAAACUGUUGGGUAUGAUCACGAAGUUUUGCAGUGGCCUGGCUCCGCACUUUCCGAUGAAGAAAGUGCUUCUGCUUCUGUGGAAGGUUUCCCUCGUAUCGCUGGGUGGAAUGGACACCCUUAAGACUUUGAAAGAUAAGUACCGUGCCGAGGCCGAUCUCCCCCAGAACAAGGAGGACACCCUGGAAAUCUCCAAGGUGAUGCGUGCCAGCUCGCCCCCGAUAACGGCACCCUCGAACGAGGACAAUCAAAAUCCCAAGCGCAACAAGCCGUUCCGAAGAGUAUGUACGAACACUACUAGUCAGUUGCAAGAGAGUCUCAUCAAGCAGAGCUCGCUCGACGAGCAGGAGCAGAUCGGACUCGAGAUGGAAACCCCCUCGACCGAGAACGAGGAAGAGCUGUCCGAGUACUUCCGGCAGUACGACGAUCCGGUCAAUGGGGCCAACGCCCCGAACACGGAUGGACCCGGGCCUGAAGAUGAAACUACGCCACCGGCGGAAAGCAACGACACUCCGGAGCAGCUGACCAACAAGCUGCCGUGGGCGCCGAAGAUUCGCCGGAAAGACAUCGAGAUUUUCCUGAACACAUCGCGCAGCAAGUUCAUCGGGUAUAUCCUGAAGGAUGAUCACCAGACGUUGGCGGGGCUGCCGCAGCCCAUUCAGGAGGGAUUCUAUACGCUUAAGAAGCACAUGUACAUCAGCCUGGCGGAUGUCCAAAUCAAGAAGGAAGAGGAUAUUACCCGUAAUCCGAUUUCCACCUCGGAAGGCGAGAUUCCCCAAACGCCAACCGAGAUACUGUACCAAGCAAUACUCCCGAAUCUUCCCCAGUACAUGAUUUCGCUGCUGAAGAUCCUGUUGGCCGCGGCACCGACCUCCAAGGCCAAAACCGAAAGCAUCAACAUUAUGGCCGACGUACUGCCAGAGGAUAUGCCAAUGACCGUCACGCAAUCCACCAAGCUGGGCAUCGACGUUAGUCGACACAAGGAAAUCACAGUGAAAGCAGUUUCCGCCAUUCUGCUGCUCUAUCUGAAGCAUUUCAAGAUCAACCACAUCUACCAGUUUGAGUUCAUGUCGCAGCAUCUGGUGUUCGCCAACUGCAUCCCGCUGGUGCUCAAAUUCUUCAACCAGAACAUCAUGAGCUACGUCGGAUCCAAGAACGUAAUCCCGAUCAUGGACUUCCCGUCGUGCGUUAUUGGCGAACAGCCGGAACUCACCUCCGAAUCGCUAAUCAUCGGAGAUUCCGCUCCAUACUCCUGGCGCAACGUGUUCUCCUGCAUCAAUCUACUUCGAAUUCUGAACAAACUGACCAAGUGGAAGCACUCCAGGAUCAUGAUGCUGGUGGUGUUCAAAUCCUCUCCGAUCCUCAAGCGAACCCUUAAGGUCCGCCAUGCCCUGAUGCAGCUCUACGUCCUCAAGCUGCUCAAGAUGCAAACCAAGUAUCUGGGGCGGCAGUGGCGCAAGUCCAACAUGAAAACCAUCAGCGCCAUCUACGCCAAGGUGCGGCACCGCUUGAACGACGAUUGGGCCUUUGGGAACGAUCUGGACGCGCGGCCGUGGGACUUCCAGGCGGAGGAAUGUGCCCUGAGGAAUUGCGUCGACCGGUUUAACAACCGGCGCUAUCUGCAGAUGAACGCUCCGGAUCUCAUUGCUAGCGAAUUUGACGACCCGAUUGAGGGUGACGCGGUCAACGGAGGGGGAGGAGGAGGAACCACCGGGGCCGGGAACGGAACGAGUGGUCGAAAAUCGGACGAUAUCGAGCUGAGCGAGGAGUUCAAGCAAAACUACGAACUCUGGCUACAGCAAGAGGUGUACAAUAACAAUAUCGAUUGGGAUUCGUUGCUGUCGAGUGAGGAUUUCACGUAAGUUUCUUAAGUUUUAUCUACGGGAGCCAAAAUUGACACGUGUAGAAAGUUAUAUUUAUAAAGUAACUAUUGUAACAAUAAUGCGGAUAACCGAAUAAAAAGUGAGCUGAUGCAGCUGCAUGAACAUUGAUUGAGUGUCGUUAACUAUGAA